UCUCAUGUAACAAGAAGCACCUGCGAAAAAAAAAACCACCCAAAACCAACAAAAUGAAGACUUUCCAAAUUCUCUCAGCCGUGGCCAUCAGCCUCCUCUUCGGGGGUGCAGCCAACGCCGCCGUCAUCGCCGGCCGCCAGGACCAAAUUACCAUCAAGCUCUGUCCUCAUGAGAACAUGGAUGGUGACUGUUGGUUCAUUGAUGUCAACGACUGCACCAACGUCGAGGAGCACAUGAAUGACCUGGUCAGCUCCUUCGACACGGGUGAACGCACCUGCAGCUUUUUCGAGAGGGAGAACUGCGGAGGUCACUCUUAUACUGCCAGGGGUGAGAGGAAGACGCUCCCCAAGGACUUCAACGACCAGAUCAGCUCGGUCAAGUGUAACAAGGGUCCGUAAAGGGUCAUCAAAGGCGCAAGUUCCUCCGGC
Pyricularia oryzae 70-15 is the source of this 428-nucleotide messenger RNA. RefSeq lists its product as uncharacterized. The transcript is spliced from 3 exons. The record is from RefSeq and is a predicted model, not a curated record. Lineage: Eukaryota; Fungi; Ascomycota; Sordariomycetes; Magnaporthales; Pyriculariaceae. The coding region runs from base 54 to 398 and encodes 114 amino acids.